CUCAAGUGCGACCGACCGUCCGGAGCGGAGCACACACAAGCGAACGGAUCCAGAGCAGCAGCAGUAGCAGCCAGAGCGCACCGUGCUGUGCCUUGUUUUGUUUUUUUUUUUGUUUCUUUUUUUUGUUUUCUGGGAAGGAGCUCAGCGGAAAAAAGAAGAAGGCACAGAAGGGGAGAGAAUGGGACGCCGGUGCCUUGAUCAGGACUGAGUUUGGUCGGCACACUGAGAGCUCCACUGACUCGUCUCCAAGUCCCCCCCUUUUCUCUCGGAGUCACCGCGUUUUCGCCGCUGACACAAUGGGCUGCUGCAGCGGACGAUGCACUCUGAUUUUCAUUUGCACUUUACAGCUGGUACUGGCCUUAGAAAGACAGGUCUUCGACUUCCUUGGCUACCAGUGGGCCCCCAUCCUCGCCAACUUCUUCCACAUCAUUAUCGUCAUCCUUGGCCUCUUUGGCACCAUCCAGUACCGGCCGCGCUACAUCAUUGUGUACACAGUAUGGGCCGCGCUCUGGGUCGCCUGGAACGUCUUCGUCAUCUGUUUCUACCUGGAUGUAGGAGGCCUGUCCAAGGACAGUGACCUGCUGACAUUUAACAUCUCAGCCCACCACUCCUGGUGGAGCGAACAUGGGCCCGGCUGCGUGAGGAGAGAGAUGCCACAGGCUCCGGGGGUCCGGACCACGGAGAGCCACUCCUACAUCACUGUCAUGGGCUGCCUCAUGGACUACCAGUACAUCGAGGUCAUGCAUAGCGGCACACAGAUUCUUGUUGCUCUCCUGGGCUUCGUGUACGCCUGUUAUGUUGUCAGCGCCAUCACCGAAGAGGAGGACAGCUUUGAUUUUAUUGGUGGAUUUGACCCAUUCCCACUCUACCAUGUAAAUGAGAAACCAUCUCAUUUCCUCUUAAAGCCCAUGUACCUGUCUACGUAAAUAGGAGAGCGUUCAGCAGGGAGGUGACACAGCGAUUUCUCAAAGAGACGAAAUGGGUGUUUUGACACAAACAUCCCAGUGCACUUCGGCACACCAGACGUUCCUCCCCCUUCUUGAUUUCAGUACUUUAAACAUGUCAUUUACUCGUGCGCUGCCCCGAAAAAGCCAACAUUUCUCAGUUAGGGUCCUUUGUGACGGGUUCAGGGAACGAGGGAUUUACAGUGUAACAAAGCGUGUAUUUAGAGGUGUUUGUGUAUCAAUCAUUUUCGUUGUGUUGAGCGCUCUGCUGAGAUCCCCGUCGCUGCUCCACUCCCCGAGACCGUGACUGUAUAGAACAUGUACAGCUAAUAAAUACGUUGUGUAUGUAAUCAGGGACUGCCCAGCAUUCCCAGUCUGUGGUGCUGUGUCUUAGAGGACUCAGUGAUUUAGCAUAUUACUGCUGGUUUGGCUCAGAUCUUGGCCGAAGGGCUGAAUUACAGUGGGAGCCUGUGGAAUGAGCCAUUGUGUGCUGCCUGUUUACUUUAGGCCAGGAUCUGCGUGCAUAAAUACAGACGCAAAGCAGGAAGAGGCAGGGGAGUAGAGAAGUAGAGUGCGGGGAGGGAACAAAAGCCCCAAACCUACAGGGGCAUCUUGUCAAAAAUAGAAAAUGUAAAUAAUGAAACUAAGGGGGGGAGAUUUUUUUUUUUUUUUUAUGAUGCAGAGUUUUGCAGUGUGAACUAUCAAGAAUGCAAAAGAGCGUUAGCCUGUAAGAGACGUUCAAACGCAAAGAAAUGGCAUGCGAGUCUUACUUUUAUUUCUGGAGUCUUAUUGUUGUGACUAUUUUCACCAACAGCAAAGUCAGUAUUUCUGAAGUGUCAGGUGUUAGAUGAUACGCUGAAAAGAUUUUAUUUUCAGAUCUCCUCUUCCAACUCCUGACAGAUGUGGCAUAGGUGAUCAUUACACACGCUCAAGCAAAGGUUACACGGCGUAUUUUUAACUUGAAGACAAACAAUAGGAAUUGUUUUACUGUUCGUGUUGCGCACAACAGUGUUGAGUCAUUUGGGUUUUUGGUCUUCAGCGUAGAAGCAGCUUCACCUGAAUAGAUCAGAGCGUUGUCUCCUGUCAGCUCAACAGUUUAAAUUCUCAAUGGUGAUAGUCUCGGUUGUGAUCGUUUUCUAGCAUGUUUUUCUUUUUAAACAGGGUUUGUAUUGUAAUUAUGUGUAUAGCAUACUGAGUAAUAACAAAAUAGCAAAACUGGUGUCUUUAACUGGCCACAAAUGAGCUGGUUGAACUGUAACUGAGAGCUUUUUUUUAUGGAGUUGUGUCAUUCUUGGAUUUGUUGUAUUCUGACCCAGCAACAUGAUGACUUCUCUGAGUGUAGAAACAUGGGUCAUAUCUCCUAUACUGAUUUGCAGCACUUUUUUUUUUCUCGAACUGGGAUAUUGUCUCUAACACCUCCUGUUGUCUUACUGCCUGUGUGAAUCACUGCUGUCCCCUGGUGGUUAAAGUGUUCAUGCACAGUUUGCAAGGCUUCUGAGUUUCUGCUUUGUGUUGGAUCUUCCAUAAAUCUCCAUAUUCUGUCAUAUAUUUGUUUGCAGAUGAUAGUAAAUCUUAAAACGGUAUGCUAGUGUGUAAUUUUCAUGUAGGAAAACAUUGGCGGAACAGUCAGUUCUAUUCUACAUCAUUUAGAUUUAGGAUUUUUUUUUUGUCUCUCACUAAUUUUGAAUCUAGUGUAUUUUCAGUAUGUCAUUUGUUUGGUUGCAAUAUUCUGUGGUGCAAAGACUGAACCUUUUUUUUUUUUUUAAAUCAGAAGAGUUGUGAACAAAGAAGUUGCUUUGGAUGAUUUCGGUUCUUUUUGUCUUUUGUCAGCACCCACAAAUAUCAAGUGACUGUCAGAUUCCUCUGUGAUAUUAGAUGUACUUCACUGCCAGAUAGACCGCCUACAAACUGUUACGAUUCUGAAAAAAAAAAUCAUCCGACUACUUCUGCUACUACUUUCAGAAUGAUGAGAGCGAGCCACUUUGAUUUGAUCCGUCAGCUCUCUGUUUGAGAGAUGCAAUAAUUUGUAUGUCCUUAUUGUCUUUAUAAUUUAAGGUUUGCACACUCCUGGUAGGCUAACUGGUGUGUGGUUAGUAGAAACACAAAGCACCUCAUAUUGUAACAUUAUCAGUAUUAGCAGCGAAAUGCUAGUAAAAUUGUUAUGUAAAAAGUAGUCUUCCUCUCAGUGCAAUACAGCCUUUUCCUAAGCCCGAGUGACUGGUAUUAGGUGGAAGCUGUCAUGGUUGUGUAUGUGCUAGUCUCCACUGAAAAAGAUUCCACCUCUUUGUAGAUAAGUCUUUUUCUUUUUAUAGGAAGUGGAAAAGAUUAUUUUUCUCCUCUGUUUUGUGUCCUGUUUUGCUCUAACCCCAUGUGACCCGACUGUGUAAUCCUAUUUAUCCAGAACUGUGCUUUGUGUUCAUGUAAAUAGGUGUUUGUUAAUAAUAAUAAAAAAGAAUGUGCUCUUUUAACAGUC
This is a messenger RNA of Stegastes partitus (bicolor damselfish), 3417 nucleotides long. It is a transcript of the gene nkain4, whose product is annotated as sodium/potassium transporting ATPase interacting 4. NCBI's taxonomy places the organism in Eukaryota, Metazoa, Chordata, Actinopteri, Pomacentridae. Gene Ontology annotation, biological process: regulation of sodium ion transport. The coding region runs from base 297 to 926 and encodes 209 amino acids. The record is from RefSeq and is a predicted model, not a curated record. The transcript has 7 exons.